Molecule: messenger RNA, 1966 nt
Organism: Solea senegalensis (Senegalese sole)
Lineage: Eukaryota; Metazoa; Chordata; Actinopteri; Pleuronectiformes; Soleidae
Product: extracellular calcium-sensing receptor-like
Exons: 5
Coding region: 61-1716 (551 amino acids)
Biological process (GO): G protein-coupled receptor signaling pathway
Cellular component (GO): membrane
Molecular function (GO): G protein-coupled receptor activity
Source: RefSeq, a predicted model, not a curated record
UCUUUACUGAUCCUCUACCUAAACACAGUGUCUGGCUGUGAACGGUUUGGUCGGUUUGAUAUGCCAAGUUUGUUCAAGCGGGGGGAAAUAAUGAUUGGAGGAAUUUUCCCUGUUUUCAACAAAGAGAUUGGCAGCAUUUAUACGUUUGAAAGUGAACCACCAGGGGCAAAGUGUGCACGUUUUGACCUCCGAGCUUUUCGAUGGACCCAAGUGAUGAUAUUUGCAAUAGAAGAAAUCAACAAAGACCACACAAUCCUGCCAGAUAUAACUCUUGGCUACAGGAUCCUGAACUCAUGUUCAUCUCCCACAAAUACUUUACGUGCAGCACUGACACUGGCAAGUGGGCAAGAGGAGAACAAUUCAACAUUAUCGUGUUCUCCAGCAAUAUCAGCCCUCAUAGCAGAGGCAGGAUCAUCUCAGUCCUUAGCUGUGGCUGGAAUUCUUGGACCAUUUCAAGUUCCAGUUGUAAGUUACUUCUCAACAUGCGCCUGCUUGAGUAACAGAGUUAAAUACCCUACAUUUUUUCGAACAAUCCCCAGCGACUACUUCCAGGCAAAAGCUCUGGCAGCGCUGGUCAAACGUUUUGGCUGGCAGUGGAUUGGCACUAUACAGUCUGACAGUGAUUAUGGCCGGAAUGGGAUCCUGGCUUUCACAGAAGAGGUUAAGAAGCUUGGGAUUUGUGUUGCAUUUGUUGGAACAGUUCACCGUACAUACACUGUAGAUAAAAUCCUGAAGGUUGUGGAAAUGAUCAAGCACUCAACGGUCAAAGUCAUUUUGGCUUUUGUUCCUGAGGGCGACAUUUAUCCACUGAUGAAAGAAGUAGUGAAACAGAACAUUACUGGAAUUCAGUGGAUUGGUAGUGAGGCAUGGAUAACAGCAACACAGCCCUCCACACCUGAAAUAUAUCAAGCUUUUGGUGGAGCUCUAGGAUUUGUGAUGCAGAAGAUGGCGAUACCAACUCUAAAACCAUUUCUCACAAACAUUAACCCGAAUACAGAUCUAAGUGCGGCCUUUGUCAGGACGUUCUGGGAGAUUAUGGUGGGAUGUAAACCUGCUUUACGCAGUGAAAACACAGGUGCUGAUGUGGCAAAUGACAUGUGCACAGGCAACGAGACAUUAUUGUAUUCCCAGGAUGCAUUCUUUAAUGUCACACAGCUCAGAGUGUCAUAUAAUGUGUACAAGGCAGUCUAUGCCAUUGCACAUGCCCUACAUGAACUGGUAUUCUGCCAACCAGCUGGAGGAGAAGCAGUGAGGCAAUGUUUGAACAUAUCAGAAAUUCAAUCCAAGCAGGUCACUGCUCAGCUACAAAGGGUACGUUUCCAAAAUAAAUUUGGAGAUUUGGUGUUCUUUGAUGAGAACGGCAACCCUCCUGCUUCUUAUGACAUUAUUAACUGGCAGCUGAGAGAUGGUCAGGUCCAACAUGUGACACUGGGCAAUUUUGCUUCUUCUGCUAAUGGUGAUUAUAAGCUAAGCAUUCGGGAGGAAGAGAUUGUGUGGAGAACAGGAAAACUGGUUCCCUCAUCAGUAUGCUCUAUUGUUUGUCCAGUAGGAACCAGGAAAGCUCAAAUUAAAGGAAAGCCUCUCUGCUGCUUUGACUGUAUUCCUUGUGCAGAUGGAACUAUUGCCAACUCAACGGGUAAAGGGGAAAAUGGACAGAUCUACACAAAAUACACAUUUUUAGUGUUUGCUUAUAUUUUACAUUUAAAAAAGCUUUGAUAUGCAUGCAUCACAUAGAUUGUUUUGCUUCAAAAUGUAAAUGAUUUUCUCCUACAAAAGAAUGAUCUUUUUCAUCUUUUGCACACACAAAUUGAGUCUUUUUAAUGAGGUCAGGUGACAUACACAAGCACAAACAGGAGCUGUUGUGUGCCCACACUUAAAUGAAAGAGUCUCAACUUUCUUGGAAUCUAGUGAUAUUUUCAUACAUGGGCCAAAGAAGUAGGUCAAUCUGGUAUUUGUUGACCCAAAA